This is a messenger RNA of Astrephomene gubernaculifera, 750 nucleotides long. NCBI's taxonomy places the organism in Eukaryota, Viridiplantae, Chlorophyta, Chlorophyceae, Chlamydomonadales, Astrephomenaceae. The record is from the annotation of a GenBank genome assembly.
GGCAGCGGCGCUGGGCAGCAUGGGGCUGCGGCCCAGGUUGGAGGUGAUGUACGACAUAUUCUCGUUGGAUCUGUGCUUGGAUGUGCCGCUAAGCUGGAGGCCGCCUGGAGGCGAGAGCGAGGGCGAGGGUGGUGGUGGUGGUGUGACCCAUGGGUCGCACAGAGGGCUUGGGCGAGUCGCCAGAAGAGCCGAGGCUCAAGCGGAAGCGGGGAGUGAGGAGGAGGAGCCUGAAUCAGGUGUGGAGGAGGAACCCCAGCAAGCAGCGCAGCAGCGAGGACGGCGGCGGGGGCGCUCGGCCGGUGUUGAGCCGCAGUGCGACAAGACUGUUCGCAUUGCUAUAGAGGUGGACGGUCCCUCCCACUUCUGCGCCAACGUGCCCAACCACCCGCUGGGAUCGACACUGGCCCGCGACCGCUGCCUGGGCGGCCUGGGGCUGGUGCUGCUGGUGGUGACGUGGUUCGAGUGGGGCGCGCUGCAGUCCCUGGGGGCCAAGCGCGCCUACCUGGCCCGCAAGCUCACAGCGGUUCUGGCCGCUGCUGCAGCCGCUGACGUUGCCACUACUCCUCAGACCUCAGCUGCCGCCUUCUCUGCCACUACCUCAACAAAGGCGGCAGCAGCAGCAGCAGGGUCCCCUACCUCCACCUCUGCUUCCCCCCGCGCUGCAGCAGCUGCCGCCAGCGCCCCGCUGUUCCCAUCCAUGACCAUUAGACAGCUGGUGAGCAAGGGAGGAGGCGGCGGAGGAGGGGGAGG